AUUUUAUGUACGUUUUUCUUCCUUUUUUAAAUAUAUUUUGAUUGUAUACGUCUAAUCCAUAGUCAUGAAAUUAAACCAGUGAGUUUGUUUUGAGGGAAGCAAAAAUUAACUGUUGGGUUGAACAUUAAUAUGUUUUGGGGGCAAGAUAUAUCAGGCUGAUAUCAUUAAAAACACCGGUUUAACCCUUCACUCUGCCUCUGUAUUCCUAUCUCGGACCUAAGUUACACAGUCCGUUUAAUGAAGAAAAAUAUGGACAAGUUGUGUAACUUAAAAUAAAUAAAAACGGAGUGAAAUUAUUUUGAUUAUGUUUAAAUUAGUCGCUUGAGUGGAUUCACAAUUUUUAGACACUUUUAAACAUUGUCAAACUACAAUUCAAGAAUCUACCAGCUGGAAUAUUGAGGAUUUUUUUAAGUAUACGGUUAAAUUUGAAUCUAAAUAUUUGAUGUGAUGGUUGUCUUCAGCUUAUUUGCCAUCAGAAGUGAUAUUUCUGACUAUUACAUUUUACUGUUUCUUGUGAUUAGUUCAUCGCCACUAUCUGUAACCUGUUACCUGUGAAAUGGCACAAAAUAACAUGUUAUCAAAUGUUUUUUAAAUUAAAGAUUAAACAAAUAAAAUGACACAAAUAGCCAUUUUGUUUUGUAAGAUAAAGUUUUAAUUCUCUGCAUAAAUAUAUUUAGUUUAACUCCAUAAUUAAUGACAUUACAAAAAUUAAAAUGAAAUUUACAGAUGGCUAAGCUACAAUAGUGACUGACUAAUGGCUUGAAUGGAAAAUUAUUUAUAUGACAGAGAAUAAAACCCUCCAGGGGACUGAACUAGCUGACAACAGGAAAAAAGGAGAAAGAAAUGGAAAGAUGUCUCACCUGAGAAAACAGCCAAUCAAAUUUGACAAGGGGCGUUCCCAUGGGAGUAGAUAAAGCAGGUGUAACAGGUGACAUCUUGACAUAGAGCAAGGGCAAACGGACCAGAAAGAAGCCAAGAAGAGUAGCCUACGGUUUUUAAGUUCAGAGAGAAUCGCUCGGAUGAGCUGAAAAUCAAACGCGUUAUAAGGAGUGGGGGGAAAUCCUUUCGUGCACUGCUAAAUAUCACCCAAAGGAAGGACAACCAGAAGCAAACGCUUCAGAAGAGGCUGAGAGGUGAGAUGUCUUCUUUUGAGAGCCAGGGCCAGUCUCCUCCUCGGUGUGGCCCACAGUUUCCGAACGUGGGCCAGGAGCCCCCUGAGCUCAGCAUGUACGGUGACUGCUACUACCCUCCUCCCUCCUUACCGAGUCCUCAGCGUACCACUCCGACCUCAUACGACCUGAGCGACUACACCACCUCAUCGCCAAACCCUUACCUUUGGUUCAACAGCUCUGGCAUCAACACGUCGUCGUAUUUGUCUUCUCCUGGCCCGCCCGGCAACCCCGGCCCUCCCUUUGUGCCUCAACACUAUGGCAUGCAGAGGCCUUACCUGGGUCCAGCUGGACCUGGGGGUCCAGGAGGAGAGCUGAGCUGGUUCUCACUCCCCUCACAAGAAGAUCUUAUGAAGCUGGUCAGGCCUCCUUAUUCUUACUCUGCUCUCAUUGCCAUGGCUAUCCACGGAGCACCAGACAAGAGACUGACCCUGAGUCAGAUUUACCAGUAUGUCGCCGAUAACUUCCCUUUCUACAACAAGAGCAAAGCGGGCUGGCAGAACUCCAUCAGACACAACCUGUCACUCAAUGACUGCUUCAAGAAAGUGCCACGAGAUGAGGAUGAUCCAGGUAAAGGCAACUACUGGACACUUGACCCUAACUGCGAGAAGAUGUUCGACAACGGAAACUUCCGCCGCAAAAGAAAAAGAAAGUCUGAUUCUCUCGCUGGUGGUGAUGGCAGCUCGGGGGCUCCAGAGUCAGGAGACAGCGAGCGAGGCAGCCCCAAACACCCUGCCCUCAACAUGUCUCCAACAGCGGACAGAAUUCCCUCCCCCUCUCUGUCAGGCUCCACACCGUGUCUCAGCAGCUUCUUGUCUGAGAUGUCCACAGUUUCUACAGGAGGAUCAAAUGAGGUGGGAGGUGAUGGGUUGAGCAGGCCGCUUCAGAUCAACCUUCCUUUAGAUGGGCCUCACAGAUCCACACAGCCAGGAAGCUUCAGCAACUACUCCCCCAACUCAGGUGUCCCGGAGUGGGUACCACAAAUGCUGACUCCACCUGCGCACUCCUCUUCACCCACCCAUUCAUCUCUAAGUUACUCAAGCCCCAUCGUGAGCCAGUACAGUGGCUCCAGUGGGCAUUUCUACCCUGCACUCGGCUCUACGGGAAUCAUCUACCAUCGAGAGGGCACAGAGGUCUAAAAACGGGGAGAGGGGAUAUGUUUAGAAAGACUGUUGAAAGUAAACAUUUAAUGUCUGGUGUUACUUUAUUUUAAGAGGUGUUGUGCUGUGAAAGACAAUACACAAAGAUGGGGAAAAAGUACGUUUGCGCUGACAGAGACAGUUGAGAUCACCGUAGCGUGUGACAGUCGAGUAAAGCUCCUCCAAUUCCCACAGAAACCGCUGAGUCAGGCCUCCGAUCAGCAGCCACUGAGACUGUUUUAGCCUCGCUUUCAGAUCCUUGUCAGCUUUUAUUUCAACUUAAGCUAGCCUCUAUCAGAUCUGACUCAAUAUUAACCGAAGCUAAGAGCCAUCUGCUGACACCACACGGCUAUGCGUGAUUGAUGGUAUCGCCCUUUCAGCGCACAGGCAGCACAUUCAGAGGUAGUUAAAUUUCACUGUUGUUGUCAACAUGGCCACUUCUCUAUAAAGUAUACACCUAAAAAGUAUACAUGGUAUGGUAGUGCUACAUUAAAAUAAUGGGAUUAUUUUACAGUCUGGGAGUGUAAUAUACAGGUGGUAAAUGUAUAUAAAUUCAUGUUUUGUGGUUUGUUAUGCAUGAUUGUUGGUUUGUUGGCUCAACUUUCCAUGUCAUUAAUGAAUUUGUAAGGCGUGCUUCAUGCUGUUAUGUCGUGUUUUUGAUAUUAAUAAAAAGUUUUAGGAUUACA
This is a messenger RNA of Nothobranchius furzeri (turquoise killifish), 2994 nucleotides long. It is a transcript of the gene foxi3b, whose product is annotated as forkhead box I3b. The record is from RefSeq and is a predicted model, not a curated record. Gene Ontology annotation, molecular function: RNA polymerase II cis-regulatory region sequence-specific DNA binding; DNA-binding transcription factor activity, RNA polymerase II-specific. Lineage: Eukaryota; Metazoa; Chordata; Actinopteri; Cyprinodontiformes; Nothobranchiidae. Gene Ontology annotation, biological process: anatomical structure morphogenesis; regulation of transcription by RNA polymerase II; cell differentiation.